GGGCAGGGAGCGGCGCUCGCCCUGCUGCUCCUCGGGCAGCCGGCGGGAGGAGCGGGCCUCGCCGGUGAGGACAGGCGGCGCGGAGCGCGGAAGGUAUUAACAUCUUCACUUUGAGAUGGUGGGCCUAGGAAACAGCCGCCGCGGGAUGAAGUCUCCACCCCUCCUAGUCGCGGCACUUGUGGCUUGUAUAAUAGUUCUGGGAUUCAAUUACUGGAUUGCAAGUUCCCGCAGUAUUGAUUUGCAGAACCGCGUAAUGGAGCUAGAAGGAAGAGUCCGCCGGGUGGCUGUAGAACGAGGUGCGGUAGAAAUUAAAAAAAAUGAAUUCCAAGGAGAGCUGCAAAAACAGAGGGAACAGAUUGACAGAAUUCAGAGCCUGCAUAACUUCCAGAUGGAAAACACUAACAAAAUACACAUGGAUGAGAAGGCAGUGCUGAUGAAUAACAUUACAACAAAUGAAAGACUGAUCCAGAAUUUGAAAGAAAACUUGAGGGGUCUGCAGAAGGAAUGUGGAAGGCUCCAACUUGACAUUUACAGGUUUAAGAAAAACCAGACAAACCUUCAGAAAAAAAUUACAUAUGACAUGUCUCAAUGUAUCAGUCAGAUGAAGGAACUGAAAGAACAAUGUGAAGAAAGGAUAGAAGCAGCCUGCAAGAAAGGCAGUCAGAUACCAGAAGACAUGAAGAAUAGUUCGAAAAUAUUAGAGAGAAAUGAUCAAAUAAAUAUUCAAGAGCCAACAGAGUUCGGGCAGCGUGACCUGACAAAACAGGGAAAUGAACUUCAAGGAAAACAUUACAUCUCUGAUGAUUCUUUGAAACUAGAAAUCUCAAAGCCAACGCCACCCAGCAUAAAAAAUGUGGCAGAACUAGUUUAUCAAAGAGAAAAAGGAACUGCUUUUGCUGUCAACGAAAAGGAACCCAAGGAAGAGGAACACUCUCUUGAACAGGACAACCUACAAAUAGCUGCUAAGCUUAACGCAGAUAAUAAAGGUCUGCCCCCAGAACCAGGAAUGGAAGAGAAGCCGUAUGAAGAAGUUAAAAAUGUACUUGAAGUAGCAGCAGAAAAGCAGGCAGGCAAAUUGGCAGAAGUUAUGCGCCAGCAAAAUGCCAAUCAAGCAAAAGCAGACGAUGAAGAAGUUGAACGAGAGCACCUUUUAAAUGAUGAGCUGCAGCAGGAUGAACAGGAGACCAGAAAGACUGGUGAAUUUGGAAUCAAAACAGCAAACCAGGAUAACGUAGUGGACUACAAUUUAGAAAUGAACGAGGCGGAAUCUGAAACAGAUAAGCAAGCUGCUCUUGUUGACAACCAAAGUAACUUUAAUGUCCAGAAACUUGAAGAUCCCAACAUGCAAAACCACUUAUUUAAGCUUGGCGAAGAACAUCAACAGAGGCUGUGAAUAAUGAGUUGUUGCAGGAAACAACUACAAACACUGAGACAAGGCUUGAAACCUUCAAGGCUUGAAAUGUCAGACUGAAGCGGAUCAAUUAGGGUUUAUUUAAAUAAUUUCUGACCUUAUUAACUUGUCUCCUGAUGUAAUGUUCUUACUAUUCCUAUGAAGUGUGCCAUGAAAACAUUUCAGGAGGAAGUCUUUU
Messenger RNA from Podarcis raffonei (Aeolian wall lizard), 1589 nucleotides. It is a transcript of the gene GOLM1, whose product is annotated as golgi membrane protein 1. The transcript has 10 exons. The coding region runs from base 116 to 1393 and encodes 425 amino acids. NCBI's taxonomy places the organism in Eukaryota, Metazoa, Chordata, Lepidosauria, Squamata, Lacertidae. Gene Ontology annotation, cellular component: Golgi apparatus. The record is from RefSeq and is a predicted model, not a curated record.